CUCAACCAACCCCCCGUUGCAUCUGCACCACUUCCACCCCAACGCCGGCCUGUCCCAGUCGCAAGUCAUGUUCGACGGCCUGCUCGUUGUCACAUCCAUAUAGCCAACCGCAACCCUCGCCAUGGCCGAACCCGAGCAAUCAGCAAUACCCCCGGCCCUCACGCCGGUGGAGAAGCCGCUGAGCUUGAUUCCCGUCGUCUUGAAAGAGGCCGCCCUCGACAGUCCCACCUUCCGCGCCACCGCCGUCCAUUUCGGGGAGCAGCUCGACCUUAUCGAGCGAUGGCUGGACAACUAUGUCGGCGCUGCGAGCAAGCUCGUCAGGGAGGUGAACAGCCUCGAAACCGCCGUCUACGCAUUCCUCGCCCAAUCUGCGCCGCCGCAACAGGUCUCGGAGGCCAUUCUCGACCAUGACUACACCAUGGAAGCCAUGAAGCGUUACAACCAGGGCGCGAGAGAGUUUUGGAUGGCGACGCUCAAGGGCAUGAAGAGAGUCGACGCGACCAUCAUUGAACCGAUCAAGACCUUUUUGUCCGCCGACUUGCGCGGUUUAAAGGAUGCCAGGAGGAACAUGGCCGCUUCGCAGAAGGAAUUCGACGGCCUCAUCGCUCGGUAUGCUGGUCGCAAGAAGACCGAGGAGGCCUCGUCCCUCCGCGAAGAGGCAUUCCAGGUCCACGAAGCUAGAAAGGCCUAUCUCCGCGCGUCCAUGGACUUCUGCGUCAUGACCCCCCAAAUCAGGACCACAUUGGACAAGCUGCUGGUAAAGAUAUUUACCGAGAGAUGGCGGGAGAUGAAGUCUGUAAGAGAAGGUUCGGAUCAAAUUUUCGGCAAGCACAGUCAUGAGAUGGAACGUAUCAGGGGCUGGAGCCGCGAAAUGGAGAACGGUGAAAGAGUUUUCAAGCGCGAGCUCCACCUUGCUAGAAAGCAGCUUGAAGACAACGCCGAGCAUAGCAUCAGACCCUCGCGCGAGCUGGAGGAUUACUCGAUAUCGACCGUGCCGUACCUCGGUUCCCACUCUUCGACGAAUGCGCAGCCUCCCCCCAAGCCCCCUGGAUCGGAAAAAUCCGAAAAACAGGGAUGGCUUUUUGAGCGGACCAUCACCGGUAAGCCCGCCCGCGCUCUUUGGGUGCGGAGAUGGUUCUUUGUCAAGAAUGGUAUUUUCGGUUGGUUGAUUCACGGUGCCCGCACUGGGGCUGUUGAAGAAUCCGAAAAGAUUGGGCUUUUGCUUUGCGGAGUACGCCCUGCGUUCCAGGAAGAACGCCGUUUCUGUUUCGAGGUGAAGACCAAGGAUAAAUCCGUCGUUUUGCAAGCCGAGACCCAGGCAGAGCUGACUGAAUGGAUUGCCACGUUUGAUGUUGCUAAGCGCAAGGCCCUAGAGGACCCAGCGAGUACAGACACAUCCAGCAGCAACAACGCCGACGCCGCUUUCGCCAUCAGCCCUCCCGUAGCCCCCGAAUUUGCCGCCAGGACCACGGAUGGCCACGUUGCCCAUGGCAGCGAUGAACUUCCUAACCUCAAGCACGCAGAGACUUUGCCUGUACCCGACCGCGAUGCCCAAGCCUCCAGGAGUAGUUCCGAGAACACCAGCGGCCGCCGCCUUACCUCUGGCGAACGAGACGGUGAAAGCAGCCGCGAUCACGCCGCACGAAUCAUCCAAAAAUUGGACCUCCACAGAAAAUCGCCUGCUGGAAAUCAACUUGCUGGUAUGCCAACAUUAACUCCAUCAUCUGGCGGUAUUGCUAGCCUUAUUGCGUCAAGUCACAAUAUUCACAACUUUCUCUCAGCCGCCCCGCCAGCCGCCCAACCCAGCUCCGCUUCCCCGGAUACCCGCGUUCCCGUGCUUACCGCUAGUACUCUGGCGCCGUCAACCCUUGCCAACUCGCCCGCCCCUACUAAUCUGAGCAAAGCCGCUAUCAUCAUCAGUGGUGAGAGAGGCGUCGGAAUUGGCCGCUCGGAUGGGGGUAUGCCCUCUGGAAUAUUGGCUAAUUUGUGGGGCUCUACUCACUGGGGUUUUGUGAAUCGUAUGGAAAGAGGAGAAGUUAAGCACCAUGCAGCCAAAGCGAUAUCUCAGCCGCCUAGUCCCGUCAUCAAGUCGAUCGCAGGUACUGAUAUCAUCAGCGAAGUUCCCCCUGCAGCUUUGAAGGGCGAAUCAACAGAAGCAGAGACAAUGAUCUCGGAUGAGAUUAAAAAGGGACACCGGAAGACCCUCAGCUUGAACACGGAUCCCGCCAAGCUCGAACUUCGACCGCACGUACCCUUAUCGCCGAAGGAGUAUCCUAGCUAUUACCCCCUGGCUCUUAAAGCCCAGGAUGCACAGUUCAGAAUUCUGUUCCCCAGCGUCCCGCGCGAGGAGAAGGUCGUGUUGGUUUUCAGAGCGACAUGGAACCCUAACGAUCAGCAAGAGUUCCCAGGCCGCGUCUACGUCACAACUACGGACGUUUAUUUCUACAGCAACCACCUUGGACUGGUGCUAAUCACGGGUAUCAGUUUGGACAACAUUGAAGAGAUCACUGCAGCCCCGGGCCGCGACUGCGACUUCCUCUUCAUUCACUUUAAGGAUGGCGUCAGAAAAUACGAUGACUCCACGCGUGUGACUGUCAAGGUAUUCCUUGAGCCGCUGAAAUUGCUGCAGAAGCGCCUCAACUUUUUGGUCCGCAAUUGCAAUUCCGACGAUCCCAAGGGCCUUGAAUCAGUCAUCAGAAUACUCACUAGGUUGGAAGAUGACGACUUUACGGAUCCUGAAAUGGACAACUGGGACAACCUCUCGAAUAUCGAUACGCCCAUUGAGGCUACCCGCCCACGUGCUGGUUCUAACCUCAAAGCCACCCUGCGCAUUGACGGCAACCUCUUUGCGGACUCGUCGAGCAUGGGUCUUCGCCGCAACCCUACGCGGUUCAAGCUGCCGUUCCAACCUGUCGUCUACCGGCCGCAGGGCAUGGCACGUCUGGCCAUCGAGCGCGAAUUCGACAUUAGUGCCAAGGCCCUCUUCCAUGUCAUGUUUGGUGACAGGAGUGCGGUCUUCCAGAUACUGUACAGGGAACGGUGGGCUCAGCAGAUCACCCAAGGUCCCUGGAACCAGUCCCAGGAGGGCGCGUUGUACAAGAGGGAGUUCGAGUACCACACCAACCAAGAAUCCGGUCACGUCGUCAGCGAUUACCAGGUCAUAGAAGUCCUCAAUGACCAUCUCUGCUACGUUGUCACGGACAAGAAAACGCCGUGGUACCUGCCAUGCAGCAACAACUUUGUGUUGGUGGCGAAAAUUGUCAUCACGCACGUUGCCAAGAGCCGUUGCAAGCUCGGCAUAUACACGAAGGUGGACUGGGAGCGCAGCCCUAUGCUCAUCAAGCACAUUCUCGAGCACCAAGCCCUCGAGGACCUCGACUUGGAGAGCCAGGAUCUGACCGACGUCAUCGCGGACCAGGUCAACAAGCUCGGGUCCAAGAGCAAGACGAGAAAGGCCGUACAGAUCUUCGGGUACAUUGGGCACUCGACGCAAGCCGCGCAAGUUGUGGCGGACGACAUGCCGCCGCCAGCCAAGGAGCGGCAAUUCAAGCUGCGGCGACGCACGGUCCCAAUGAUGCUGUUCGAUGCAGCGCUGCUGGUGGCUGCGGACUGGGUGUCGACGAUCAUCGCAUGGAUUAGCAACGUGGUGGCGGCCGUCGCCAAGGUGUGCACGGCACAUAGCAUGCUGCUGGCGCUGUUGCUGUUUAGCGGUGGUAUGAACCUGUUGUGGAGUUAUCGCGACAGUUGGAGUUGGUGGCAGGAGCGCAGUGCGGGCAAAUUCAUGGCACGACUGGGCGUGAAGCCCGACAUUGUUAUGGGGAAGGCAGUGUAUCUGCGGGACAUUGAUGAGAUGUUCGCAAACAACACGGCACAGGUGGAGUGGGGGGUUGGUACGGGAGGUAUUGAUGGCGAGGCUAACAGCUGCCACCAAACCUUCAUCAACCUCCUCCACAACGACCCCGACAACCUCCCGGCUAUGGGCUCCUUCAGCGCCGCUCUUACGCCCAGCACGCGCAGCACGUCGACGAGGCUGCAGCGCACGCGCCAGAACCUCGGCGCGUACAGGCAUGACCUGCUGGUGGCGAUGCGGUUGGUCAACCGCGUCGAGCGCGAGGUGCUGCAGGCCGAGUGGGAGAACUGGCUCCUGGACGAGAAUGUACGGUGUCGGCGCGUGGGCGACCUGGUCCGCAGACGGCAGGACGACAUUGCUGCGGGGAAGAAGAUCGCAGAAGCUGAGGAGGAAGAGGGCGGCAACGAGGCGUUUGAGGCCGUGCGCGAGUGGUGGGGGAAGUAUUGUGGGGAUUGUAGGGGCGCGUUGGAGGGCGCGGGGAGGCUGGCGUAGUCCUGCGUGAUGGGUUGUGCCUGGCAUGGUGGG
Molecule: messenger RNA, 4375 nt
Organism: Aplosporella prunicola CBS 121167
Lineage: Eukaryota; Fungi; Ascomycota; Dothideomycetes; Botryosphaeriales; Aplosporellaceae
Exons: 3
Coding region: 122-4342 (1406 amino acids)
Cellular component (GO): endoplasmic reticulum; cytoplasm; plasma membrane
Molecular function (GO): protein binding
Source: RefSeq, a predicted model, not a curated record